Molecule: messenger RNA, 3935 nt
Organism: Ictidomys tridecemlineatus (thirteen-lined ground squirrel)
Lineage: Eukaryota; Metazoa; Chordata; Mammalia; Rodentia; Sciuridae
Gene: Adgrf1
Product: adhesion G protein-coupled receptor F1
Biological process (GO): synapse assembly; cell surface receptor signaling pathway; neuron projection development
Cellular component (GO): cytoplasmic vesicle; plasma membrane
Molecular function (GO): G protein-coupled receptor activity
Source: RefSeq, a predicted model, not a curated record
AGAGGUGUGUGGCCUGUUCAGUCAUAGACUAUGUACCUGGCUGCUCACCUGCAGUCCAGGGAGAGGAGAGGGACUGCGGAAAAUGAGAGCCGGAGUGUUGUGGCUCAUCUCUUUCUUCACUGUCUUUAAGGGCCACUGCAGCUUCCUUGGGAGAAAUGAUGGCGUCAAAACAAAAAGAGUACUCAGUGUGGAAAAGGCAGUCCAAGAUCAGGAAUAUGAGCUGUUGCUUCAGGUGACCUACAGAGAUUCCAAAGAGAAAAGAGAGUUGGAGAGUCUUCUGAAGCAACUGAAGGCUCCCUCGACAUGCUUGUCAGCACCAAUGGAGAUCAUCAGGGUGAAGACCACAACGUACUGUAGCAGCCUGAAUGGGAUCCUACAGUGUGACUGUGAAGACAGCCACCUCUGGUUUCCUCCUUCAUGCCUGGAUCCCCAGCACUGCUAUCUUCACACAACUGGAUCUCUCCCAAGCUGUGAAUGUCACGUCAGCAACCUCAGCCAGAGCAUCAAUUUCUGUGAGAGAGCAAAGAUUUGGGGCACUUUCCAAAUUAAUGGAAAAUUUACAAAAGACCUUUUAAAUUCAUCUUCUGCUAAAUACUCCAAUUAUACAACUGACAUUAAAGAUAAACUUACAGAAGUAUACAAAGAAAUUCAAGGUUUUGAGUCAGUGGAGGUUACCCAAUUUUGAGAGGGAAGCAUUGUUGUUGGGUAUGAAGUGAUUGGCUCAAGCAGCUCCUCUGAGCUGCUGUCAGCUGUGGAACAGGUGGCUGCGAAGGCAAAGGCCAGACUGGGCAAGCUGUUUCCGCUGAAAGACGGAUCCUUCAUGGUGUUUGGAAAAGUCCAGUGUAACAGCAUUUUCUUUGGAUUUGGGUCUAAGAAUGAUGAAUAUACCCUGCCCUGUAGCAGCGGCUACACUGGAAAUGUCACAGCCAAGUGCCAGCCCUCUGGAUGGCAGGUCAUCAGGGAGUCCUGUGUGCUCUCUCAGCUGGAAGAACUGCAGAAGAAUUUCAGCCUGAUUGCAAACAGCGCUACAGAGAUGGACAUGUCAUCUCUGGUGCAAAAUCUUUCAGUCAUCAUUCAGCAAAAUCCAUCAACUACAGCUGGAAAUCUGGCUUCUGUGGUGUCAAUUCUGGGAAAUAUUUCAUUCCUGUCAAUGGCAAAGAAUUUCAAGGUGUCUAAUUUGACGUUGGAGAAUGUCAUCAAUAUAGCUGAUCAUAUUCUUAAUUCAUCAUCAAUAACUAAUUGGACAAUUUUAUUGCAAGAAGAAAAGGAUGUUAGCUCACAACUACUGAGGACAUUGGAAAACAUCAGCAUUCUGAUACCUUCAACUGCUCUGCCUCUGAAUUUUUCUCGAGAUUUCAUUAACUGGAAAGGGAUUCCAGUGACCGAAAGUCAGUAUGAACUGGGUUAUAACUAUCAGAUUGAAAUGUUCCAAAAAAAUACCUCCAUUCCCAUCAGAGGCCACGUGUUAAUUGGACCAGACCAGUUCCAGAAGCCCCUUCCAGAAACUAUCAUCAACAUGGCUUCAUUGACCUUUGGAAACAUUCUGCCCAUUACCCAAAAUGAAAAUGUUCAGGUCAAUGGGCCUGUGAUAUCCACAGUUAUCCCAAACUAUUCCAUAAGUGAAAUUUCCCUGAUAUUCUCUAAGAUAGAGUCAAAUCUGAGAAAGCCUCAUUGUGUGUUUUGGGAUUUCAGUCAUUUGCGAUGGGACAGUGGAGGCUGCCACCUAGUAAAUGAAAGUCUAGAUAUGGUGACGUGUCAAUGUACUCACCUGACCUCCUUCUCCAUGCUGAUGUCACGCUUUGUCCCCUCUGCGAUUGUCCCUGCUGUGAAUUGGAUCACCUAUGUGGGACUGGGUAUCUCCUUGGGAAGUCUCACCUUAUGCCUGAUCAUUGAGGCUCUGUUUUGGAAGCAGAUCAAGAAGAGCCAAACUUCACGCGCACGUCAUAUUUGCAUGGUGAACAUAGCCCUGUCCCUCUUGAUUGCAGAUGUUUGGUUUAUUAUUGCGGCCACUGUGGAUACCACCAUAAACCCUUCUAGAGUCUGCACAGCUGCAGUGUUCUUUACACAUUUUUUCUACCUCUCUUUGUUCUUCUGGAUGUUCCUGCUUGGCCUCCUGCUGGCUUAUCGAAUCAUUCUCGUGUUCCAUCACAUGGCUAUGAGUUUGAUGAUGGCUAUUGGGUUCUGUGUGGGCUAUGGGUGCCCUCUCAUUAUAUCAGUCAUCACCCUUGCAGUCACACAACCUAGCAAUAACUACAAAAGCAAAGAUGUGUGCUGGCUUAAUUGGUCUGAUGAGAGCAAACCUCUCUUGGCUUUUGUUGUCCCUGCAUUGACUAUUGUGGCUAUGAAUUUGGUUGUGGUGCUGUUAGUUCUCUCGAAGCUCUGGAGGCCAGCUGUUGGAGAAAGACUGAAUCAGGACGACAAGGCCACUUUCAUCCGAAUGGGGAAGAGCCUACUCAUCUUGACCCCUUUGCUGGGGCUCACCUGGGGCUUUGGUAUAGGAACAUUGGUAGAUGGCCAGAAUCCAGCUUGGCAUGUUCUUUUUGCAUUACUGAAUGCAUUCCAGGGUUUUUUCAUCUUCUGUUUUGGAAUACUGUUGGAUAGUAAGCUACGACAACUUCUAUGCCACAACUUGUCCCCACUAAGCUCUUGGAUGCAGACACUAAAGCAAAACUCCUCAGAGAUAUCUUCCAAACCCAACCGCUCAAAACGUUACUCAGUGCAAAACAAAGGCAACAAUGCAAUUUCUCAUAAGGGAGAUUCCUCCAACAAUAUCAUGCUUACUCAGUUUUUAUCAACUGAAGAAGGUCAGGAACCAUAAAGUCAAGGAAAAAAAGUUGGAGCAACUUGACAUUUGGAGUUCAAUGUCAGUGAAGAAAUUAUGGUCACUAGUGGCUUCAUCACUGCCUCCUUCAUCUUAAAUUAAAUGGAAAAAACUAUUUUCAUGUGGUUUGAUUUUUUAAAAAUGCUACAUGGCUGCAGAAGAAUAGGUUCCAUUGGAAAUUGUGUUAGUUAUACCUUCCUGACUAUGAAAUAUGGUUUCCUUUUUCAUAAAAGUAAUAUUAUUCAUGUAGUAUUUCUAAUCACCUGAAUUGGGAAUAUGAAAAUGUCCUGAAGUAGCCUUAGAUAAAUUGAUAAACUAUGCUCACUUUCUUCUCAAAAAAUCACUGGUGCCAAUUUCUAGAGAAAAAGCAUUUCCUCUCCAAAUUUUCCAGUUGAAUUUGAUGCUUGUUUUUGCUUCUUAGGUGCAGUCUCUUAAUGUUGGAAGUUAAUCAGACAUAAAAUAAAAACUUCCAUUUCAGAUAUUUUUGUAGUCAUUUAUCAGGAAGUAUAAGAAUGUGAUUUGAUAAAUGAUGUGACAGUUGCCACUUUACAAUGCACUUUUGUGUGGUCUGCCACCAGCAAAGUGAAGUGUCCAAGCAGACCAAGCACAGAUAUAAGGAAAUGGGGACCCAGAGGUAAAUUGACUCACCAAAGAUUGUGAAGCUAAGAAAGGGCAACAGGGAAUGCUUCAGUACUUUGGAUUCCUUGUCCAGUUCUAUAGCCUCAGGACAACCUAGAAAAUUAUAUACAAUUCUAAGAAAUCUUUAUGAAGUUAAAUGUAUGAUUCAUCACCCCUAGAAUUCUGUGUAAGAGGGGAAUUGAUGGAAAGACUUUGCUUCCAAGGAGGUACCUCCAAACAUUAUGAUUUUCUUUUACUGUAGGAGCUUUUUGGAAGUUAUUCACAUGUACAGUCAAUGCUGCUUUCGGAUGAGAUCCAGAGUACAGGUGAAUAGAUGCUAGAAGCAGUGUUUCUCUUACAUAAUUCUGUCACUUGGGGUUCACCUGAGUUUCAGCCCUGACCACAGUGCACAGAAGAACUAAGCCCUCAGAUUCAGAGUUUUGAGAGUUACAGAGUUUGAAAGUAUCUGUUAGUUCUUGACAUGAAAACCUUCAUC